UUGUAAUAUUGGUCUAUAUGUUACCCCAAAUGAUAACCAUGUACGUUGAGUUCUCUAUUUACCCAUAAACCAACAGUUCAAAGAUGGCAUCAGAAUUUGUGAACCAGGUUCAAGAGCUUCUUGAAAGAAUCCCUCCUGUGACUAGAUAUGGACUAAUUACAAUGUCAACAAUUACGGCGUUGUAUUUAGGGCAGCUUUUCUCGCCGCAAAAUUAUUUGUUGGACUUAGAUUCAGUUAUAAAAAAGCGUGAGCUAUUUAGACUAAUUACCAACUUCUUCUUUAUUGGAACAAAACUUGAGUUCAUUUUCAAUGCUCUUUCUUUUUACCAGAAUGGAUCGUUUCUUGAAAACCAUGUUUAUCAAGCAAAUACCAAGAACUACAUAUAUUAUUUACUGAAAGUGGCCCUCAUAAUAGAUGUUUUUAGUCUCGUUUCUGGAAUAGGUUCGGCUCUUUUCUCUUCUCUUUCUUGUGCGAUGGCUUAUACAUGGUCUUUGUACAAUGCCCAUCAGAAAGUCCGACUUUUUUUCGUAUUUGAACUCCCGGGAAAGUAUUUGCCUUACAGUAUGAUUGUCAUGAGCUUUCUAAUGGGAGGCCCAUAUUCUUUGAUCGAAAGCAUAUUUGGGUUAAUCGCUGGCUUCCUUGUUUCUAAGCUCGAAUCUCUUCAACCAAACUCUGGGUUUUCUACCUUUGCACCCAGUAAUCCUAAUCGAAAUACUACACCCAAAAAGUCUUUCAAUGCUUUUAAGGGCCGCGGUCAAAGACUCGGAAGUUGAAAAGAGUUUAAAAGGGGUUACAUGCCUGUGUGUAGGAUACAAUGAAAACGACCGACGUGAUGUAGAUGAGUAUCAUCUUAUUAAUUAAUUAAAUAUUUAAUACUAUAGAACAUUUCUUAUAUUGGCUUUUGCAAGAUUUCUAAUUCACUAUAGAGCUAUUUAUAUUUAUAGUUAGUCAAUGCAAGAAACGCUUGAAGUUAGUGAACAAUAAUAUUUUUUUUAGAUUUAAAAUUUUUUUGUU
Messenger RNA from Schizosaccharomyces octosporus yFS286, 1014 nucleotides. RefSeq names its product Der1-like family protein. Gene Ontology annotation, biological process: endoplasmic reticulum unfolded protein response. The coding region runs from base 84 to 773 and encodes 229 amino acids. NCBI's taxonomy places the organism in Eukaryota, Fungi, Ascomycota, Schizosaccharomycetes, Schizosaccharomycetales, Schizosaccharomycetaceae. Gene Ontology annotation, cellular component: endoplasmic reticulum membrane; Hrd1p ubiquitin ligase ERAD-L complex. Gene Ontology annotation, molecular function: misfolded protein binding; ubiquitin-specific protease binding. The transcript has 3 exons. The record is from RefSeq and is a predicted model, not a curated record.